AUGACGAAAGCAUCGACUCUAGUGAAUGUGAGAUGGUUGGCUGAGAAAAUUACGUCUACUACAAACAAAAAUCUACGAGUUCUUGACUCGUCAAGGUAUCCGUACAAAAACAGGAAUCCACGGGCUGAAUACCAGAAAGAGCACAUCAAGGGAGCUCUGUUCUUCGACAUAGCAGCAUGCUCAGAUGUUACAUCGAAGUAUUUAAAUAUGUUACCAAGCGCCCAGCACUUUGCUGACUGUGUUGGGAAUUUGGGAAUCAGUAACGACACACAUGUUGUCGUCUAUGACACCCAUAAAUGCGGAAUAUUUUCGGCAGCGAGGGCGUGGUGGAUGUUCCAACAUUUCGGACACGACAAUGUCUCUGUUCUGAAUGGGGGAUUACAGAAGUGGAGAAACGAAGGGUAUCCACUGACAGACGAGGUCACAGUAGUUGAGCCGAAAAAGUUUCGGGCUUCACCCUCGAACGUAUCUGAUGUUAAAACGUUUGAAGACAUUGUUCAGAAUAUAAAAGAUGGUGGCUUUCAGUUGGUUGAUUCACGCAGCCCUGAAUUGUAUGCUAUAGAUACACCAUCUGGCGACAUCCCAGGAGCUGUGAAUAUUCCCUUUCCAUCUAUCAUAGAUGAGAACACUGGAGAAGUAAAAAGUGUGAAAGAACUGAAGCAGCUUUUUCAAGACAAGGGCAUACAACUGGACCAGCCUAUAACUGUGACAUGUAGAGCUGGUAUUACUGCAUGUUGUUUGAUAUUGGCCGCUAAAUUGGGUGGCAAAGAUGACGUGUCGUUGUAUGAUGGAUCUUGGAGUGAAUACUCAAUGAGAAAAUUCUCAACUGAUUGA
This is a messenger RNA of Saccoglossus kowalevskii, 834 nucleotides long. RefSeq names its product thiosulfate sulfurtransferase-like. Gene Ontology annotation, cellular component: mitochondrion. Gene Ontology annotation, molecular function: thiosulfate-cyanide sulfurtransferase activity. Lineage: Eukaryota; Metazoa; Hemichordata; Enteropneusta; Harrimaniidae. The record is from RefSeq and is a predicted model, not a curated record.